Messenger RNA from Nothoprocta perdicaria, 2346 nucleotides. RefSeq names its product histamine receptor H3 (gene HRH3). Gene Ontology annotation, molecular function: histamine receptor activity. The transcript is spliced from 2 exons. The record is from RefSeq and is a predicted model, not a curated record. Gene Ontology annotation, biological process: adenylate cyclase-activating adrenergic receptor signaling pathway. Lineage: Eukaryota; Metazoa; Chordata; Aves; Tinamiformes; Tinamidae. The coding region runs from base 1 to 1161 and encodes 386 amino acids. Gene Ontology annotation, cellular component: membrane.
AUGCUCCCCGAGCUGGGGUUGGAGCUUUGGAGAGGAGGGGAACACGGUGGCUCUGGUGUCCCCAGGCACUGUGCACUCCCCAGGGCCAGCCCCCUGCAGACCCCUCUCUUUCUGGUUGCAGGUGCCUUCUGCAUUCCCUUGUACGUGCCCUAUGUGCUGACAGGGAGAUGGAUCUUCAGCAGAAGCCUCUGCAAACUGUGGCUCGUAGUUGAUUACCUGCUCUGCACCUCCUCGGUCUUCAACAUCGUCCUGAUUAGCUAUGACAGAUUUCUCUCUGUGACAAGAGCGGUCGCCUACAGAGCCCAGCAAGGCAAUACCAAGCAAGCAGUGCUGAAGAUGGUGAUGGUUUGGGUGCUGGCCUUCCUGCUCUACGGACCUGCCAUCAUCAGCUGGGAAUACAUAUCGGGCCGGAGCACCAUUCCCACCGGCGAAUGCUACGCCGAAUUUUUCUACAACUGGUAUUUUCUCAUGACAGCCUCUACGCUGGAGUUUUUCACCCCUUUCAUCAGUGUAAUGUUUUUCAACUUGAGCAUUUACCUGAACAUACAGAAGCGCACCAAAAUACGCCUGGAUAUUUUCCACAAAGUGCACCAGCAGUCCUUCGCUGAAGAGGUGGAAACGAGCCCAGAGGAGAAGCUUUCUUUGAAAUGCUGCAAGUGGGAGCAGAAGGAGGCAGCUGAAACCCUCGACCUCUCCAAGAGCAAAGCACAACAAAGCACAACGAGCGCAAAGGAUGCGCUGACAGCCGGCCCGGAGAGCUGUGGAAAACCAAAACAUUACCACAAAAAAUGCUGUAAAAACUCAGCAUCCACGCUGUCCUUAGAAAAGCAAAUGAAGAUCGUCUCCCAGAGCAUGACUCAACACUUCAGGCUCUCCAGAGACAAGAGAGUGGCCAAAUCGCUGGCAAUAAUUGUAGGCAUCUUUGGGAUUUGCUGGGCACCGUACACGCUCCUCAUGAUCAUCCGGGCGGGCUGCCACGGCCACUGCAUCUCUGAUUACUGGUACGAAACUUCCUUCUGGCUGCUGUGGAUCAACUCUGCCGUCAACCCCAUCCUGUACCCGCUCUGCCACUACAGCUUCAGAAGAGCUUUUAUUAAGCUCCUCUGUCCAAAGAAGCUGAAGAUUCAACCUCACAACCCGCUUCAGAACUGCUGGAAGUGAAGCCAGCCCAGCGUAGGGGUGAGAAGAGCCUCUUAACUCACCUGUGUUACAAGCAGUACUGUAGUUUGCUUCCCUGGAAGAGUCUAGGGGGAUAUGAAGGCAGCAAUGAGAUCAAGACUAAUUUCUUCUUCCAGUCCAUCAUCAACAACAAAACAUACAGAGUGGAGGGGUAAGUUUUGGGCAUUGCCAGGGCUCCUCAAGUGUGCAACCCACACGUAAAGAUGCCACAGAAGAGCUCUGCUGCCACCUAGGCAGCCAGAGAGGCACCAGCAUUUUCUUAAAACCAACAAAAAUAGAACCAAAAAUAGAAAUCGACAAGAACAAAUUACAAAUAUCUAACUUAAAAAACACCAGACUGAGCUACAACUUGUCUGCAUUCAAACCAGAUGUUUUUGAGAGUUUUCUUACACUUAUAUUAUGUACAUGCAGUGAUGCAAAGUUUCAAACUUUCUUUCAAGAGAAAAAUCACCUAACCCGUCAUUACUGCUGCUACAACUACAGCCAUAAUCCAGAUCCCCAUUGCAGAUGGUGUAACGGGUAUUUUCCCCMCAAAGGGUAAAUCUUUGCCCUCAGGAGUUUAAGGCCAGGUUUAGGUGGCCCCAGCAUCCUCAAGCACCCUGUUUCCUGAUCCUUGCUUCUAAGGAUCAGCAUGGGUAUUUCUUGAUUCUUUUUUGAUCUUCUUCUUGAUUUAUUGAUCAUCACCUUGAUUUCUGUGUAUUCUUCACACUCUUGCCUCCUUUGGGAAGCUUACCUCUCUUCCCUCAAGCAUGGUGCCACGUCCUCCAGUGUCCUUGUCUGCUUUCCCCAUUUAGGCUGUCACGUAUAGACACAAGUAUCAGGCACAUUGAGGCUGUUUGCCUGGCUUUGCUAUGGAGAGGAUGGAGAAGAGGAACGCGAUGGGAAUGACUUCCAGGUGGGAGAUGCCCAGCAAKAGCAAGUGCAGUCACUGGUCCUCACAGAUGAGUCAGCAAGUCACCCAAGCAUCAAAUUCUUUUCAAGCCAUCUACAAGUUUCACAGCUGCAGUGCUAGAUUCAAGAGACCAGGGCUCUAUCAUCAGUCAGUCUUAAUGUGAAAUAUUGGUCAUUUUGUCUCUGUUUCCCAUUUCAUACUUCACAGUAACCUAUUUAGCCUCUAAUUUCUGUGGGAACAGAGGUAGUACGGUCAUAAAGCAAAAGCAACUCCCA